Messenger RNA from Puccinia triticina, 774 nucleotides. RefSeq lists its product as uncharacterized. Gene Ontology annotation, molecular function: glutathione specific gamma-glutamylcyclotransferase activity; gamma-glutamylcyclotransferase activity. The transcript is spliced from 6 exons. Gene Ontology annotation, cellular component: cytoplasm. NCBI's taxonomy places the organism in Eukaryota, Fungi, Basidiomycota, Pucciniomycetes, Pucciniales, Pucciniaceae. Gene Ontology annotation, biological process: glutathione catabolic process. The coding region runs from base 1 to 774 and encodes 257 amino acids. The record is from RefSeq and is a predicted model, not a curated record.
AUGCGAUGUAUCCAUCCGAUUCCCUCAUAUGUAGUUGCGAGCAUAGGUCUUUCGAACCAAGCAGCUUGGACGUGGGGUGCACAUGGCGAUCGAACAAAUAUUUGGGUGAGUGGAUUUGAGCUUGUCCUGCUCGAGCUUAGAAAUGUCAUCCACUCGCUGAUCGAAUUCCAAGACUACAUAUAUUUUCCACUUGAAGUUAUGGCUGUAUCUUUGAUAUGGAAGCCGCCCCCAUUCGUUACUGGUCGCAUACCCUGCUACGUUAAAGGAUACACAAGGAGGUUCGCACAAUUCUCACAUGACCAUCGCGGGACUACCGAAAACCCGGGCGUAGUGGUGACUCUGGUACCGGAUUCCGAAUGGCUUGAACUAACAAGUGCUGAUAAAUAUCCUUCAAGAUUGGUGUGGGGAGUAAUGUAUACUAUCGAUCCUAGUCAUGCCGAAGAAGUGCAAGCUUAUCUGGAUGAACGCGAGAAGGAUGGGUACGAGUUGAUGGAAGUAGAUGUGUUUGUUAUCAAGGACGGUCGAGAACAAUGUCAUGGGAAGUCGAGUAUUUAUGUGGGUCAUGUUACAAACCCCAGUUUCUGCAGACUAACCAAGAUGGAGGAACUAGCCUCUCGAAUCCAUAAGAGCGUCGGACCCUCUGGUCCAAACAAGGAGUAUCUCUAUCAUUUGAAACAAGAAGUUGAGGCCUUGUGUCCAGAAGCAAAUGAUCCAUACCUCAGAGAUCUUGAAGGCUUAGUCAAGCAGCUAGAUCAGACAUCCUCCCUAGCAUGA